GUCAUUUCAAAAAUGCAUGAAAAAAACAAUUACCAAGUUAUAAAAUUUUCAAUAAUAAGAAAAUAAAAUUAAUCUUAAAAUAUUGAAUAUAUUAAUGUAAACAACACUUAAUUAAAAAAAAUGUCUUCUUCUGAACCCCUCAUAGAAAGUGUUAAAGUAAAACAAGAAAAGCUUGAUCCAGAAAUCGAGCAAAAGCUAAACCCAAAACUUCUGCUGCCGGAUUCGACAAAUUUGCAAGAUCCUGAUGGAGAAACCCAAGUGGACGACGAGAAGAAAAAUAUCGCUCCAGUCAAAUCGUCAAAUGAAAUCCUUGCUGAACUUUUUAUGGUAUUUAAUGCAACCCCCCCUGAAGAAUUGUUAAGCAUAGAUAAAGUUUCAAGGAAAUCCAAAAAGGAACACAAGAAGUCUAAGCACAAGAAAAGUAAAAAACGAAAGCGAAAAACCGAAGAUAACUGUGAUAAAUCAGACAAUGAAAAUGAGUCCCUUGAAGCUGGUGGCAGCAAAGUUAAGCGUGAAAAACACAAACACAAACACAAGCAUAAGAAAUCGAAGGAAAAGGACGAAGACAAAAUAAUAGCUGCGUCUGAUGGCACUGUAAUUAUGGCGGCUGAUUCCUCCUCGUCUAGCAAAAUAAAACAAUCCAUUAAAAAAGAACCUUCAGAUGAAGUUGAAAUUAAAGUUGAAAAGUCUCACAGCAAACGUGAAACUCGCAGCAGAGUCGAGAAGCGUCUCAGCAAAUGCACCCGAGUCGAGGAGGGUUCUGAUAUUUCCCUCUCAGAUGAGGAAACAUACCUGCGUGAACGAAGUCAUUACAGAGACAGGGACACCACUGAAUCUACUAGUCGGUCAUCGAAAUACGAACGCCAGCGGAACUCCUUCUACAGAAGCAGCAACAGUUAUUACUCGGGAGAUCGUAUUGAGAAAAAUCACCAACGUCAUCAUCACCAUCACCAACGAUCCCGAUCUAGAUCUCGCCACAGAACUCGCACUAGAUCGCGGUCCAAGGAAAGAUCCAGCUUGGGAAUCGACAAGAAACGCUUACUAGAGAUAGCGCGAAAGAACGCUAUUACCAUGUUCAAAAGCGGCUCUCUGCCUGGCUGUGAUGGCAUGAGCGAAGAAGUUAAGGACAAAGUGCUCAUGAAGAUGCGUUAUGGUGGCAAGACGGUGCAAGAUCUGACAAAUUUUUGCAAAAAACUAAGCAAAGGUGAGAACUACGACGAUCUAUCGGAGUUCUCAUCCGAUGAGCAGUCUGAUGUUGAUAAGCAAGGAAAUGCCAAAGCUUUCCACCAUCCAUUCGUCCUCAAGGAUCGCGAGCCCAUUGUAAUGCAUAUUAAAAACGCAACCCCCAUUGCACCAAAGACAGCUGAUCAAAAGAAAGCUAUAACUAUGCAGUUUCCAGUUUCGUCUGGACAGCAACAUCGACUCACAGAAGGCUGGGUGCCUGUCCCUGCAAAGGAACCCAAACCACCGACACCUCCACCAUCUGUUGCAAAACAAGUUCUUUCCAAGCCUAUAGGUGUCCCAAAAAAUGUUUUUCAAAAACAACUACCGGUGGUGGAGCAACAGCCUGCAUUUAAACCAGCUGCGGCCAAUGAAAUAGCUACGAAUGUGGCCGAGAGUGUGGCAACAACACCUAGAGAAGAUUUAAUUACAGUGCCACCAUAUUUACCACCAAUUGUGCCACCAAUUGCGCCACCAAUUGCACCACUGAUUGCACCACUGAUAUCACCACCAAUCGUACCACCAGUCGCGCCAGUUGUUGCAAUGGAAACAAGCCAAGUUGCUCCAGCGCCGGCUAUUUUUCCAGUAGCUGCUUCCAAUAUGGAUGUCUCGACCAUAAUCAGUCAGAGACUAAGUGCAAUGCGGCGGCUGCAAGAGAACCCAAUGGAUUGUGAAGCAAUAAAAAUGAUGUACACCUCUCAGAAAGAGAUGACUUCAUGGGCAUCGUCAAAGAACAUGCCUGGACAAUUUACUGGCAGCACUGGUGCAAACAUUCUUUCGGCCCGCGAACUUACCAAAGGCACACAGGCAUGGGCUCGCAAAGACCAAUUGACUUCAACUGUUCCAGUUAGUGGUGGCAUGGGAAUGCAUCUUCUAAAGAAAAUGGGCUGGAAACCAGGUGAAGGACUUGGCCGCGAAAAAACCGGAUCUCUGCAGCCACUUCUACUAGAUGUUAAGUUAGACAAGCGAGGCCUUGUUGCAGACGAAGAAGUUAACAAUGGAAUUCGACAACAACAGGCAGCCAACCCGUCAAAACGGAAAAAGAACACUAACAACGGUAGCCAAGCGACUGCUAAACAAGCCAUCGACAGUAAACAUCCUGUUUGUCUACUGAAUGAGUUGUCUUCGAAGAGAAAAUGGACACCACCCAUGUAUGAAUUAGUAUUGGAUGAAGGUCCAUCUCACAGCAAGCUUUUUGUAUUUAGUGUUAAUGUAAACGGACAGGUAUUUAAUCCGGGAACUGGGGGAAACACCAAGAAGGAAGCCAAAAUGUUAACAGCUAAAUUUUGCCUCCAACAAAUGGGUGUUCUGUCUUAAAAACGAACACACAUAUACAGUUAACUAACAAUAAACGGCAUCGUUUUGUAAAUAACUAAUCAAUCUAGGAUAGCUGUAAAAAUACAAGACACGCGGCUGGUUUCUGUGAUGUUGAAUCUUAGAAGUUGAUGUUGUUUUAGGUACUUAUGUAUGUAUGUAUUAUCUACUAACGUUACUUUCUUAUGUAGUUAUCUUAAUAAAGUUGCAUUUUAACGACAUGCAAAAGAGGAUUUCGAAUUGCUUGGUUGUGCAUCAUA
Eupeodes corollae is the source of this 2795-nucleotide messenger RNA. It is a transcript of the gene Son, whose product is annotated as protein Son. The coding region runs from base 121 to 2538 and encodes 805 amino acids. The record is from RefSeq and is a predicted model, not a curated record. The transcript has a single exon. Gene Ontology annotation, biological process: regulation of cell cycle; regulation of mRNA splicing, via spliceosome. Lineage: Eukaryota; Metazoa; Arthropoda; Insecta; Diptera; Syrphidae. Gene Ontology annotation, molecular function: RNA binding.